Dendronephthya gigantea is the source of this 1760-nucleotide messenger RNA. Its product is annotated as protein O-glucosyltransferase 1-like. Gene Ontology annotation, cellular component: endomembrane system. Gene Ontology annotation, biological process: protein O-linked glycosylation; positive regulation of Notch signaling pathway. The record is from RefSeq and is a predicted model, not a curated record. NCBI's taxonomy places the organism in Eukaryota, Metazoa, Cnidaria, Anthozoa, Malacalcyonacea, Nephtheidae. The transcript has 11 exons. Gene Ontology annotation, molecular function: UDP-glucosyltransferase activity; UDP-xylosyltransferase activity. Bases 98 to 1393 code for a protein of 431 amino acids.
UAAUUUUUUUUUAAUUUGAAUGACUUCACACUACUUUGUUUUCUCGGGUUUUGAUGGCUUGUACAUGAGUUGAGAGACAUUAAAUUGGCUUAUUUGCAUGCUGUUUACAGGACACGUGUCUUGUUUUUGUUUGCAUAAAUUGAAAAAACCUGGUUUGCAAAGCUACACCAUGGAACGUCAGGUGCGAACAGCGAUAAUUUUGAUGCUAUUUUUCAUCAAUAUUUUGUCUAUUUGUGCUUCUUUGGACGACGAAUAUGGCGUAGAUCAUGACUUGGACAGAAAUGAUCCUAGUUAUAAGUAUAAAAUGCGAGAUUCAUGGAAAGCAUAUCUGGACAAGAUUAACAAGAGUGUUUCCACGUAUGAAGAUUGCUCAAACAUUAAUAGUGGUUGUUAUAAAAAAGUCAUUGAUAAUGAUUUGAAGCUUUGGAAAGAUAAAGGUGGGAUUACCAAAUCAAACUUCGAUAAAGCAAAGACAGAAACAAGAGGAACACAUUAUCAGAUUAUCAAUCAUAAGUUGUAUCGACAAAAUGAUUGUAUGUUUGAAGCUCGAUGUAAUGGUGUUGAACAUUUCAUUUUGAAAAUCAUUAAGAAAUUGCCAGAUAUGGAGAUGAUAAUCAAUGUUCAUGAUUAUCCACAAACAGCCAAAUGGAUGGAACCAGUUCCUGUAUUUUCAUUUAGCAAGACAAAGGAUGAAUAUGAUAUAAUGUAUCCAGCAUGGACAUUUUGGGAAGGAGGACCUGCAGUUUGGCCAAUAUAUCCUACUGGUUUAGGAAGAUGGGAUCUUAUGAGAAAAGACAUUGAAAAAAAAGCAAAGCAAUUCCCAUGGAAAAAGAAAGAACCCAAAGGGUUUUUUAGGGGAUCAAGGACAACUGAUGAACGGGAUCCACUAGUUUUACUCUCAAGAGAGGAUCCGAAAUUGGUUGAUGCACAGUACACCAAAAACCAAGCGUGGAAAUCUGACGCUGAUACAUUGCAUGCUCCAGCUGCCAAAGAAAUUCCUUUACAGGAUCACUGUCCAUACAAGUAUCUAUUCAAUUUUCGCGGUGUUGCAGCAAGUUUUCGUUACAAACAUCUUUUUCUCUGCGGAUCUCUUGUGUUUCAAGUUGGAGAUGAGUGGUUAGAGUUCUUCUAUACGGCUUUAAAACCAUGGGUUCAUUAUAUUCCAGUUAGAACAGAUCUCUCGGACGUAAGGGAUUUAAUCGAAUUUGCUCGAGCCAAUGACGAAGUUGUUCACGAAAUUGCUAAAAGGGGUGAGAAAUUUAUUUGGGAUCAUUUACGAAUGGAAGAUGUGCAAUCCUAUUGGUUACGAUUGCUAAAGAAGUACGCGGAACUUACUAAGUGGAAGCCACAGUUGAACAAGGAUUUUAAGAAAAUAAAAGAAAAAUCGACAUAGUAGUGUGUACUACUUUUAGUUCUGUAUCAUUCUUUCAUUAACAAUCAUACAACGAUAUUUAAUAAAAUCCAAUUUAGUAAUGCACAAAAGGAACGAAAAAGUGUCGUGAGUGUCCCAGGAGAAUUACAAACUUCACUGACUUUCUCACUUACAUCUGCCGCGUACUGAAAGUCAAUUAUGACCAAGAAACAAAAAGUAAUAGGAAGCAAGUCGUAAAUUCAUUUUGGAUUUCGUAUCAUGCUUGCAAAUACUGUACAUAAAUAUUAAUACGAAACAUUGUGAUACUAAACAGGUUUUGGUAUGCAGCCUAUGCUUUAGUUUUAUUGUAACUAUUUAUCCGUAUCACACUUGUGACUAAAAUGAUUAA